UCGGUGUGAUGGCGGCCGCAGUGUUGGCCGAGGGCUCGGUUUCGUCCGGUUUUUCUGGGAUUAUACAUAACGGUCACGGCGGAGCGGCGGCGACAUCUGUCCCCGGCCUGGGACCCGCUGCGUGGAACCGUUCGCUGGAGAGGUCUCUGGAGGAGGCGGCGGUGACCGGAGCCCUCAACCUGAGCGGCAGGAAACUGAGAGAGUUCCCGCGGAGCGCAGCCAGACAGGACCUCAGUGACACCACGCAGGCCGGUAAGGGACAGGAUGGGGGGGCACUGCCAGAAUGGGGGGUUACUGCCAGAAUGGGGUAAGGGACAGGAUGGGGGGCACUGCCAGAAUGGGGGGGGGGUUACUGCCCGAAUGGGGUAAGGGACAGGAUGGGGUGCACUGCCCGAAUGGGGUAAGGGACAGGAUGGGGUGCACUGCCCGAAUGGGGUAAGGGACAGGAUGGGGUGCACUGCCCGAAUGGGGUAAGGGACAGGAUGGGGGGCACUGCCCGAAUGGGGUAAGGGACAGGAUGGGGGCACCGCCAGAAUGGGGCUGCCAGAAUGGGGUAAGGGACAGGAUGGGGACCACUGCCCGAAUGGGGUAAGGGACAGGAUGGGGCACCGCCCGAAUGGGGUAAGGGACAGGAUGGGGGGCACUGCCCGAAUGGGGUAAGUGGGACAGGAUGGGGGCACUGACAGAAUGGGGGGUUACCGCCAGAAUGGGGUAAGGGACAGGAUGGGGUACCCGCCCGAAUGGGGUAAGGGACAGGAUGGGGGCACUGACAGAAUGGGGUAAGUGGACAGGAUGGGGGCACUGCCCGAAUGGGGGUUAGAGGGUUACUGACAGAAUGGGGAGUACUAAAAGAAUAGGGGGUUACUGACAGAAUAGGGUUAUUGAGAGAAUGGGGGUUAAAGGAGGGUUACUGACAGAAUGGGGGGUACUAAAAGAAUAGGGGGUUAUUGAGAGAAUGGGGUGGUACCUGACAGAAUGAGGGGCGGGGGGGGGAGGUUACUGAUUAAGGAUGGCACUGAGAGAUAGGGGAGUGGGGGAGGCGUGCUGGCAGAAUCGGGGGUACUGCCAGGGUGACAGGGGAAUGGCAUCAGGUGUCUGAUCUGACUGUGAGACAUGGCCCCGGGAGCCAUAGCUGACUGGCAGCAUUACUGACCGGGCCAGUGGUUCUCCAGUGACAGAGAAUUGGCCCCUGGUUUGUCAGCUCUAGAAAUCGGCUGUCCAAGCCUUUAAUGAGCAAUAUAUGCUUGUUCUUGUGGUAUGUCUUCGUAUACCACUUUCUUUACCUCUAAAUCCUAGUAAAUGGUAUUAACUUGAAUAACCAAUGCAUAUAAGUAUUGUGAUAGCUUGUUUAUAGGUCAAUCUAGUCCCAGAACUAGCCUUUUAGUUAAAAAAUCAACGUGUUACACAGUGUAUGUUACUCAUUGCAUGACAACACUAUGUAAACCUUUCUUUGAUGUUUCUGAAUAUAUGUCUCUUGCUGUUGUGCUGCAGAAACAUUUGUUUGUUAUAGAAAACGAUUCUAGGCGUUCCAUAGCAUUCCAUGGUCGGACUUGGUCCGUGGUCAUUGAGUAGUGCAAGUGUGUGCCAGGAUUUAAGGGGUGAUAGUAUGUGCCCUGGUUAGGGUGUGCUCAAGUGGAAGGGGGAUUUAUUUUACAUGUUACUGCAAAGUUUUGUGUGCAGAGUUUGACUUGGUACAAUGAAUAAGACUAAUCAGAGAAGGGUUUAGGAUUAGACUUGUUUCCUGAAAUUGUAACACUUCUUGUUGUAGGUAA
This is a messenger RNA of Pelobates cultripes (western spadefoot toad), 1772 nucleotides long. NCBI's taxonomy places the organism in Eukaryota, Metazoa, Chordata, Amphibia, Anura, Pelobatidae. The record is from the annotation of a GenBank genome assembly.